Triplophysa dalaica is the source of this 2795-nucleotide messenger RNA. It is a transcript of the gene tcf7l1b, whose product is annotated as transcription factor 7 like 1b. Gene Ontology annotation, biological process: generation of neurons; canonical Wnt signaling pathway; regulation of transcription by RNA polymerase II. Gene Ontology annotation, molecular function: DNA-binding transcription factor activity, RNA polymerase II-specific; RNA polymerase II cis-regulatory region sequence-specific DNA binding. Bases 648 to 2366 code for a protein of 572 amino acids. Gene Ontology annotation, cellular component: beta-catenin-TCF complex. The record is from RefSeq and is a predicted model, not a curated record. The transcript is spliced from 12 exons. NCBI's taxonomy places the organism in Eukaryota, Metazoa, Chordata, Actinopteri, Cypriniformes, Nemacheilidae.
CGCUGCCUGCGCAUUCCCCAUCAGCAGCUAAACGUGGAGGGAAACGGAGCCUCAUCGCGUCCAAACGAAACAGUUUUGAGCGUUCGCGAUUAACUUUAUGAAACAUGACGCUUUUAACAAGCAGGGUGAAAGACAUACACGGCUGAUUUGGGGAGGGAUUUGUGUUUUAACCGAGUAACCUUUCGGAAUACGGAGACGACGUGACCGCAGCUGCAACUUUCUUCGCGCAAUCAGUACGUUUGUUUUGGUAACGUCUGUGUGUCUAAAGGAAAAGUCGCGCAAUUUAUGCGUUCGGAUGGUCUGAAAUCGUUUGAAUGUAGAAACGGAUUCAAAAUUACGCGCGAGUUUUUUUUACGUGUUCAAGUUUCUCAGGACUAACGUUAGAGGAUACUGCGGAGCUGAGUUUGCAAAGUUUGUUGCAGUAAAAGUGCCGUGCCUUUGUGCGACUGCUUCUUUAAAGUAACCAUGGACAAAUUGGAUUUAAUUUCACCCGUCAAGGAUUAAUUGUGAAACCGCAACAAGACUCGAGACCUUGUGUUUACGUCGCGUGCGUGAUUUUCAUGCGCUGAGGAGACUACACCAUUCUGUUGCAGUUCGGAGUCGGCUGGUAACGCAAACAGUGUUUUUGUUGCGAAAAAAUCGCAAGCAUGCCACAGCUUAACGGAGGCGGAGGAGAUGAGUUGGGGGCGAACGAUGAGAUGAUCUCGUUUAAAGAUGAGGGCGAGCAAGAAGAGAAAAUCUCCGAAGACGUGUCGGCCGAAAGAGAUCUGGACGAUGUGAAGUCGUCUUUAGUGAACGAGUCGGAAAACAACAGCAGUUCGUCUGAUUCAGAGCAAACCGAAAGGCGCAGUCAACCGAGAGCUGAUAUUGAAAGUUAUGAGAGAGCCCGAGAGUAUUUUACUGAAGCUUUGAGAAGACAGCAAGAUGGAGGAUUGUUUAAGAGCCCCCAUUAUCCAGGCUACCCGUUCAUAAUGAUCCCAGACCUUGGCAACCCUUACUUGACCAACGGCGCCUUGUCUCCCAGCGCGAGAACGUAUCUGCAGAUGAAAUGGCCUCUACUGGAUGUUCCAGGCACAGCAGCACUCAAAGACUCAAGAUCACCAACCCCUGGACACUUAUCUAAUAAGGUCCCUGUGGUCCAGCACGCUCACAUGCAUCCCCUGACUCCCCUCAUCACCUACAGCAAUGAACACUUUUCACCAGGAACUCCUCCAUCCCACCUCUCACCGGAGAUACUGGACCCCAAGACAGGUAUUCCACGGACCCCUCACCCCGCAGAGCUGUCCCCUUACUACCCCCUGUCCCCUGGAGGCAUGGGACAGAUCCCUCAUCCUUUGGGGUGGCUCGUUCCACAGCAGGGCCAACACAUGUACCCCAUCACUGCUGGAGGUUUCCGGCACCCAUAUCAAGCUCUUGCCAUGAACGCGUCCAUGUCCAGUUUGGUAUCCAGCCGCUUCUCUCCACAUAUGGUUCCUCAUCAUCCUCACAGUCUUCAUCGGACAGGAAUUCCUCACCCAGCUAUUGUGUCCCCGGCUGUUAAACAAGAACCCAACGGAGACCACAGCCCAGCGUCUCACACGAAGUCUCCAGGCCCGAAUAAAAAGGAGGAGGACAAAAAGCCACACAUAAAGAAACCUCUGAAUGCAUUUAUGCUGUAUAUGAAAGAGAUGAGGGCCAAAGUGGUGGCCGAAUGCACGCUGAAGGAAAGCGCCGCCAUCAACCAAAUCCUGGGUCGCAGGUGGCAUUCGCUAUCUCGAGAGGAACAGAGCAAGUACUACGAGCUGGCCAGGAAAGAAAGGCAGCUGCACUCUCAACUCUACCCCGGCUGGUCUGCCCGAGAUAACUACGGUAAGCGGAAGAAGAGGAAGAGAGAUAAUAAGAUAGACUCAACACCAGAGGAUUACUCGGCGCCAAAUAAAAAGCCGUGUGUGCAGUACCUCCCUCAGGAGAAAAUGAUUGACAGUCCUGCCUCCUCCCACGGCAGCAUGCUGGACUCACCGGCCACGCCCUCUGCUGCCCUGGCCUCGCCCUCCGCCCCGGCCGCUACUCAUUCUGAGCAGGCUCAACCGCUGUCCCUCACCACCAAGCCCGAUCGUCAACACCAUCCUCAUUUCUCUCUUCUCUCCAAACCAUCAUCAUCGUCAUCUAUUUCAACAUUUUCCUCCUCCCAACCGAGCAUCUCUCUACCUACAAGCUCCUCAGGCAGUCAGUUGACUCCGCCCCUACUCUCUCGGCCACUCCCCUUUUCUUCUUUGCAUGCCUCCCUCCUGUCCCCGUCUUCCCCAUUCCAUCAGGCUGCCCUUCACUCCCAUCAUGCUUUGUUCCAGUCUCAGCCGCUCUCUUUAGUAACCAAAUCAGCCGACUGACUCUUCAAAAGAAAUUCUCUCGUACUCUCUUUUAAAUAAUGCUGUAUAUUGCUUUUUACCUUUCUGAGAAAUAGAUGUCAGGUUAACUUUUUUGAUAAGUGAAAAGAAAAUAAAUAUUAUUGGUCAAUAUUUGAUCAUCUGCUUUUCUGUGUCUGUAUAAAACAAUGUAUUUUUUGUAAUGUCUACUUUGGAACUGGUUUCUUAUUUGAUGCAUUUAUCCAGUAAACUUGUAUAAAGAAUACAUGUAUUAAAAACUACUUUUAAAAAGACAAGAAGGAACAAAAUAAUUUUAAGCUUGCCUGUAAUUAUUAAUGGUAGUUUUGGAGUUUAAUUAGUACUGGCAAUUUUAUUAGACCUCUUUGCAACGACCCCCCCCCCCCUUCCCCAGUUUUGAAGUGUGUGAACUUGAUAAAUAAAACUUGUAAAUUG